Musa acuminata subsp. malaccensis (wild Malaysian banana) is the source of this 1774-nucleotide messenger RNA. RefSeq names its product protein JINGUBANG-like. The record is from RefSeq and is a predicted model, not a curated record. Lineage: Eukaryota; Viridiplantae; Streptophyta; Magnoliopsida; Zingiberales; Musaceae. Gene Ontology annotation, molecular function: protein binding.
ACGUGGCUUGGCCUCGUGGCUUCUCUUUUCGUAUUUAUACGCGGCCUGGCCACCGCGAUCGAGCUUUAGUUGGCUCGCUCCGAUCUCUUUCCUUCUGUGGCUCGAAAACUUUCGGCUUUCUUCGCACCGAAACUUCCUCUUCUUUUAUCCCAGACAACAACGACAGCCUUUGGAGUUCAUACAUUGUGUCGAGCAUGAGAGAUCGGAAGGUAAGCACGGGAAGCCCGCCGCGCGGUUCCAAACUGUUUGAUCUCUUCUUCCACACCGACACCAUGAUCCAGUCCGAGGACGAGCUCCCCACCGACAGCGGCAGCAUUGCCCUCUCCACCACCGCUAGCCCUGGCUAUUACUCCGAUCGCAAUCCGACCAGCACCGGGGCUUCCCCUUAUUUUCUGUCUCCCUGGAACCCCGUGGCUGUCUCGCCCCUCGCCAAGUCCCCCUGGGCUUACCUCCCCCUCCUCUCCGACGAGGCCGCCGACCCCUCCGCUACCGGUCUGGUCGGGUCGCUCGUUCGCGAGGAGGGGCACGUCUACUCCCUCGCUUCCGCCGGGGACAUCCUCUACACCGGCUCCGACAGCAGGAACAUCCGCGUCUGGAAGGGCCGCCGCGAGUUGUCCGGGUUCAAGUCCAGCAGCGGCCUCGUCAAGGCUAUCGUCGUCGCCGGAGACAGGAUCUUCACCGGCCACCAGGACGGCAAGAUUCGCAUCUGGAAGACCUCCUCGAAGAAUCCGGCCGUCCACAGGCGAGUGGGGACGCUCCCUAGGCUCAAGGACUUGCUGAAGAGCUCCAUCAACCCGUCCAACUAUGUCGAGGUGCGACGUCACCGCAACGUCGUGUGGCUUCGGCAUUUCGAUGCGGUUUCUUGUCUCAGCCUCGACGAAGAAGCCGGGAUACUGUACUCCGGAUCUUGGGAUAAGACGGUGAAGGUGUGGAGGAUAUCGGACUCCAAGUGUCUCGAAUCCAUCAAGGCGCACGACGACGCUGUCAACGCGGUGGCGACCGGGUUCGGCGGGUUGCUGUUCACGGGAUCGGCGGAUGGGACGGCGAAGGUGUGGCGGAGGGAAGCGGCGGGGAAAGGAGGCGCCACCAGGCACGUCCUAGUGCAGAUGCUGCUGCGGCAGGAGAGCGCGGUUACGUCGGUGGCAAUGUCGGAGGCGGCCGGAGUGGUGUACUGUGGUUCGUCGGACGGGACGGUGAACUACUGGCGCUGGCAAGGAUGGUGGCGGCAGCUGGAGCACGGCGGGAAGCUCCGCGGGCACCGGAUGGCGGUGCUGUGCCUCGCGGCGGCCGGGAGACUUGUGGUCAGCGGGUCCGCGGACAAGACCCUGUGCGUCUGGCGAAGGGAGGCGACGGGCGGCGACGGCUGGGACCACACGAAGCUGGCGGUGCUCGCGGGGCACCAGGGGCCCAUCAAGUGUUUGGCGGUGGAGGAGGAGGACGACAGCCAGGGCGGGGCGGUCAUCGCUUUUCCCGGGGGACCGCGGUACGUGGUGUACAGCGGGAGCCUGGACAAGUCGGUCAAGGUGUGGCGGGUGUUGGAGCGGGAGGCCACGGCGGGGGCGACGCCGGUGCGUGGACUGGCGGAGGCGGAGACCCGCGACGGAAAGCUGGGACGGUCGCCUCUGCGUGCCGGGGGUGGCGGAGCCGGGGCGCCCACGAGCGAUCGAGCACGCGGGCUGCCGCGUGAGCACACGUGAAGAUUUAGCCUGCUUGGUUUGUACAUCCUAACUGAGCCCGUCCUCCACAACGCAAAGCAAAAGAACACGUUUUUCUC